This is a messenger RNA of Cydia splendana, 1992 nucleotides long. RefSeq names its product ran-binding protein 3 (gene RanBP3). NCBI's taxonomy places the organism in Eukaryota, Metazoa, Arthropoda, Insecta, Lepidoptera, Tortricidae. The record is from RefSeq and is a predicted model, not a curated record. The transcript has 7 exons. Bases 83 to 1333 code for a protein of 416 amino acids. Gene Ontology annotation, biological process: protein export from nucleus. Gene Ontology annotation, molecular function: GTPase activator activity. Gene Ontology annotation, cellular component: nuclear pore; cytoplasm.
GUCACUCAUUUUGCUUGUCUGUCUCGACCUGUGGUUUCGACCACAAACCAAAGUAACCAAACCAAUAGCCCAAUCUUCUACAAUGGCAGAUGCAAAGCAAGAAAUGAACAAUGGAACAUCUCAGUCACGAUCUGUGUUGGCAAAACCUCGUCUUGGUGCUUUCGGUUCCUCUGGGUUUGGAGCUAGUACUUUUGGGUCCAUAUUACGUCCAUCCCAGCUGAAACCAGGCAGCAAUCCAUUCCUUAAAGUCGCUGACACAGAAGAGGCUGAAAAGAAAGAGAAAGCUGACAAUGAAACUGAAAAACCUAAAGGAGAAGAAAGGCUUACUGAAACCAAGGAGGAUGCUCCAAAAUUUGUGCCUCUUGGUGCCACAAGCAGUGCUUCGAGAACCUCCACACAAGUCCCAGCGCCCACACAGCCUGCUUCUGGGACAUCAGGGUUUGUCUUUGGACAGAAUUUAAGUGAGCGAGUGGUUAUUCAAGACAGUGUUAAUAAUGGAGAUGCCGGGCCGUCAGAGCACAGUAUGAAGAAUGGUACGUCUGAGCUGUUGUUCACAAGCGCAGCUGCAUCUGUUAAGGAAAAUAGUCAGGAGUCGGCAGGGAGCAGCUCCGCGGGCAGUGCGAGCGACAGCGGCGCGGGGCUGGCGGCGGCCGCGGCGGAGUACGAGCGCGCGCAGGCGCGGCCGCCGCCGCCCGCCGUCACCACCACCACGGGCGAGGAGGACGAGAUCAACGUGCUGCAGGUAUCGUGCCGCUUGUUCGCUUGGGAGGCGGGCAGCUGGCGCGAGCGCGGCCGCGGCGUGCUGCGGCUCAACGACGCCGCCGCCGGCGCGGACGCCUCGCGGCUCGUGGCCAGGGUGGCCGGAUCGCUGCGCGUGGUGCUGAACACGAAGAUCUGGCCGGACAUGGUGGCGGAGCGCGCGGGCAGCAAGUCGCUGCGCAUCACCGCCACCGACGCACAGCACCAGGUCAAACUCUUCCUCGUCAUGGGUAACCCUGGUGACAUCGUCCAUCUUCACCGCGCUGUGCUGGCGCGCAUCUCACUCAGCAAGCGCGCGGGCGACGCGGCCUGCCGCCUCCGCGACGCGCACGAGACUGGCGAGGCCGGCGAGUGUCCCGCGCACGCGCACCGGCUCCACGCCCCGCCCCUCGCCGACGACGAGCAGGACACGCAUACUGAAGACAAGGAUGGCGACUCAGAGAGCAAAGACGGCGAAAUGGAAAACAAGGAUGGUAAUGCGGAAGACAAGGAUAGCAAUCCGCUCAAGAGAAAAGAACCGGUCGGCGACGAAACCUCCCCUAAGAGACAGUGCCCCGAAAUUCUAAUAGAGUGAUCCGGCCCGCGGUACGCGCGGUGCCAAGUGAGAGACACAGCCUUGCAGCUCUGAGUUCGUAGAAUUGUGGGGUCUACCCUCGUUUGACUUACAGAUUCUUUGAUCUAAUGUGACGUUUCGUCGAAUCUUGUCCCAAUAUAUUUUUUCCUUACAAAUGAUAGAACAAACUUAACCUAAUAUAUGAAUUUAUUUAAAUGAGAAUAUAUUCUGUUAUGGAAAGAGAUUCGACGAAACAUUAAAUGCGGUAAACAAUUUUUGGCCAUUCGAGAGAUAUCCAAAUUGUUAAUAUGCAUAGGGUUAUUUAAUGUUUAAAUUGAUGCGCUUGUUGAAUUAGUUGUUUUAAAAAGUUGGGCCAACCAACCGUAUCAGUAAAAAUAGCUGAAAGAAUCUUACUAUACGGCUAUACGCUGUUGUUACGUCAUAGAAAUAUAGUAUGCUUUCAACUACAUAUUUACCUAAUGGAUCGUACGGCUGGCCACACUAAGUAAAUAGUCAUAUCGGCAGGGAGCUUGGGAAAGGCAUUAUACUUUGUGUAGUACAAAAGCGUGAAGUGCGAGCGCGGAUUCGUCUCACAUUCCUGAAGAGAGCAAAUUACAGAUGUUCGGCCGGAGCUGGAUGCCAAAUAUGUGUAAUAAUUGUUUUAUUUCUGAUCGAUCAUA